Molecule: messenger RNA, 4563 nt
Organism: Sebastes umbrosus (honeycomb rockfish)
Lineage: Eukaryota; Metazoa; Chordata; Actinopteri; Perciformes; Sebastidae
Product: activin receptor type-1C
Exons: 9
Coding region: 164-1651 (495 amino acids)
Biological process (GO): activin receptor signaling pathway; protein phosphorylation; nervous system development
Cellular component (GO): plasma membrane; activin receptor complex
Molecular function (GO): activin receptor activity, type I; ATP binding
Source: RefSeq, a predicted model, not a curated record
CUUUCUCAUUGCGUUGUACAGUUUUCCUCUCCUGCAUUUACUGUGUGAGGCAUUUGGCCGACGGGACUUUACCGCAAUGAAUAACGUUAACGUGUUUCCCCCCCCCAGUAUAGAGUAGCUGUGUGAACGGUUGCGUCGACACGGAGCAGAUGCGGCUCUUGCCAUGAUUCGUCCCGGGAAGCGGAGCUUUCAAGCGGCGUUGAUCUUUCUGUCUGUCGCCCAGCUGACUGCAGGUCUGAGGUGUGUGUGCCAUCUUUGCGCCAACCACACCUGUGAGACGACCGCAGACGGCGCCUGCUGGAACUCUGUGAUGCUGAUUGACGGGAAGGAGGAGACGGUCAAGUCGUGCCUGUCGCCCUCUGAGAUGAGGGGCCAGGUCUUCUGCUACAGCUCCCGAAAUGUCUCCAAGAGGAACUGCUGCUUCACAGACUUCUGCAACAAUGAGACUCUGCACCUAUACCCAGAGAGGCCUUUGGAAGAAGAAGAUCCCGGCUGGAGCAGGCUGCAGCUCUCUGUGGUGAUCCUGGUGCCCUCCUGCCUGUUGUGCGUGGGGAUCCUGCUGAGCGUGUUCGUUGUGCAGGGCAACCGCUGUGCCUACAGCAGAGCCCACAAGCAGGACCCAGAGGAGCCUCUGGAUGACCAGAUGCUGAUGUCACCCGACAAAUGUCUCAAAGAUCUGAUCUAUGACAUGAGCACCUCAGGCUCUGGAUCAGGCCUACCACUGCUGGUCCAGCGGACUAUAGCUCGGACCAUCGUCCUGCAGGAGACCAUUGGGAAAGGUCGAUUUGGGGAGGUGUGGCGGGGGAAGUGGCGAGGAGAGGAUGUGGCUGUGAAGAUCUUCUCUUCCAGGGACGAGAGGUCGUGGUUUCGUGAAGCAGAGAUUUAUCAGACAAUCAUGCUCAGACAUGAGAACAUCUUGGGCUUCAUCGCUGCUGACAACAAAGAUAAUGGGUCGUGGACGCAGCUCUGGUUGGUGUCAGAGUACCACGAGCAUGGCUCCCUGUACGACUACCUGAACAGGUACACAGUCUCUCUGGAAGGCAUGAUCGUCCUCGCUCUGUCCAUAGCGAGUGGGCUGGCACAUCUCCACAUGGAAAUCAUUGGGACGCAGGGGAAACCUGCCAUUGCUCACAGAGACCUAAAGUCUAAAAAUGUCCUGGUGAGGAAGAACGGCACGGCAGUUAUCGCAGAUUUGGGUUUGGCUGUGAAACACGACUCCACCACCAACUCCAUCGACAUACCGUCCAACCACAGAGUGGGAACCAAGAGGUACAUGGCCCCAGAAAUCCUUGAUGAGACGAUCAAUAUGAACAGCUUUGAGUCAUUCAAGAGAGCGGAUAUCUACGCGCUAGGCCUGGUGUUCUGGGAACUGGCCCGAAGAUGCUCUGUUAGAGGACUUCAUGAAGAUUUCCAGCUGCCUUAUUACGACCUGGUGCCUUCUGAUCCGACCAUCGAGGACAUGAGGAAGGUGGUGUGCGAGCAGAAACUCAGACCCAACGUUCCCAACCAGUGGCAGAGCUGUGAGGCUCUGCGUGUGAUGGGCAAACUGAUGAGAGAGUGCUGGUACGCCAACUCUGCUGCUCGACUCACUGCCCUGCGGGUCAAGAAAACGGUGUCUCAGCUGUCUGCCAUCAAGGACGUCAAAGAUUAGUUAGAUUCGUUGAUGCACCGGUGCUGGCACUGGUGCAACAGCAUGGACUGAGAGGUGUUGGAAGCAAACUGGGAGAAGGUGUUCUCUCUAACGGCCUGAGGCUGCCCUCUUCAGGACACAACCACACCAUUCACCCUCAGAGAGCAACUUCAGGUUGUUUCUGGUGCCAAAGUAUUGUAGGAAGAGACCUAAUGAAAACAUGAACCAAACAGCUGAACGUUUGGUUUAGGAAGAGCCAUAUGAAAUAAGAAUAUGUAUAAUGUAUAUACAGAUUGUUUUGCUACCUCAGACAUAUAAGUGCCCAAAGCUUGAAGUUGCACAUUGUGAUGUUUUUGUGCCAUAUCUUGUAUCAGACAGUAUUGCUGAGUAGUUAGUGUGCUAAGUGACAAUCACAAAGGAUACUGGAUAAGAUGCCCUAACUGGUUCUGACUGGUUUUAAAUGACACACUUACAGACUGUCCCUGAUAAUCUGAAGUGCUUUUGUAUAGUCAUUACAGCACUAUUGUAGAUAUAUCGUGUAUUGAAAGUUCAAUGGAAAGGUUACGGUACACUUAACAGGAAUAUAAGUGGAAGACAUCCUUUAGCUAAAUGUGUCCAAGUGGGUUUUUAGUGUGAUUUGGCUCCAUGGAUGACAAUCUGUUGGUCCAAAUAGCUCCACAAGUAUUGAACGGAUCACCAUGACAUUUGGUACAAAUGUUCCUGGUCCCCAGAGGAUGAAUAAUAACUUUGAUGAGCCCCUGACCUAGCAGUAUAACUGAGGCUGAGCUGAAACUAAUAAGAGUUAUCCUAAAAUCAUCAGAGUAAACCCUUUUGGAUUUAGUUAAAAACUGUUCUCUCUUAGGAUCAGUGGAGUGGCUAUGAGCACUUUUUUUGUCUUGUCCUUUACAUAAAAAGAAGUACAGCUUCAAGCUGCUGCUAUAAAUUUUGCACAUUUAAAGCUUUCAGUUGCUGAAGAGAGCUGCUCUCUGACAGAUGAAUGCUAGUUUGUUGACAAACAAAAGCUCAUUCAUGAAUGUGAAAACUUAUUUUUUAUAUUUCUUAAAUAUAUUUAUUCAUACUGGAAGGAUGUUAUUCAAAUUUUAAAAUCUUAGCUACCCUAAUGCACAAGUCAAAACUUCUUCUUGUUGUUCACAGUAGCUCAUUGGUCAUUUUAAAGGGCCAGUGUGUAGGAUUUUGGGGGAUCUGUUCUCAUUCCCAGGGCGUCAAAUACUACAACAACACUUUGUCACGGCCAUCGGCGUUCAAUACUGAUGCACAAGGCACCCUUUAGCGCAGUUAUGGAUGCGGCACGUUCAGUAAACGCUCACUGAAAGAGCUGUGGUGAAGUAGUUUAAAGAGCAAAAGAGACACACAGGGUGGGCGGGACAACGUCAAGUCACAUUUUCGUUUUAAAAACGUAGUCAUUUUAAGCCCAACCAUGUUGUUUUUUCAUAAACCUAACCAAGUGGUUUUGUUGCCUAAACAUAAGCAAGUAUUUUGUUUAAAUCACAACGUUAAGCGCGUGUUUACUGCGACCAAAAAGUGACGCAGAGGGGUCUGACAAAGUGUUAGUAUAUGACAAGUUGGGAUGAGAACGUGUUGGUUUUUACGUUACCUGAAGGCCACCGCAGCUCUCGGACGCACUAGGAAAGGGGGGGGGGGUAUUCAGUUGGUUGCAAUCUGCAACCUCACCGCUAGAUGCCACUAAAUCCUACACACUGCUCCUUCAAUAGGGAAAUCCAAUACUACGUACAGAAUUUGUUAGAAAGCACUCCAUUUCAUAAACCCGAUGCUGUUUAACAGCAGGUUUCCCAAAGAACCAUAUAAUUAUGAUAAACGCAAAGACCUAGAUAAGAUCAGAUCUUGAUAAAGAUCUGGAUAAAGCUAAUGAUAAAAUCAUAAAACAAGAGGAUAAUGAAAAAUUGUCCUCGGUAGUAAAUCAGUCUAAGACGUUUCACUUGGAGAGCACAGUCUGGUUGAUGGCUCUAUCAUCACUGUAUGAUGAGGCUUGUAAAGUCACAACAGGCUUAUAGGGAAAGUACACAUGGGAGAAUCUGUACACCAUGUGUGACGGUGCCUGUGUGUUUGUGUUUCAUAUCAUACGAAGUCUUGUUUAAAGAUGAAUCUGAUUAAUCAUUGUAGUGUUUGUGAAACUUGAUCCCAUCCAUCAUGGCUUUCAAUCCUCAGAUAAUGUUCAUGUUUCUAGUUGCUAAGGUGAGUUACAUGCGUCCAUGUAGCUGCUUAGUGUUGACACAUAUAAAUGUUCUCCUGUUAUGAAGGCGUAAUAAUUAUUGGCUAAUAAUGUAGCAUCAGCUUUGUUGCCUCUUGAAAAUAAGCUAUGUACAGUAGCCUGUCGCUCUCUUGACAAAUAUCACUUCAUGUACGAGUCUUUUUCUUUCUAUGAAAUGAUUAGUUGACUUCAAUCAUGGGAUCUUUUGUGUGUUGCAGAAUACAGAUAUGAAAUAUCGAAAAUGCAGUAUUAUUAAAGCGUGCGGCUCUGCCUGGGUCCAUUGAAAGUACUUGUAAUAUAAAUUAGUUUUUUAUCUGAUGUUGGAUCUAUGCUGCUGAGCCAAGCUUGUAUAUUUUGUCUAUUGUGUCAUAUCUGCUUCUCCAAGAAUCAGACGGGUGACACGACUGAUCGCUAAACAUAUAAAAGGCUUAUCAAUCAUUCCAAAGAGGAGUGACCACCAUGUGCAAUUUCUGAAUGGUGUCUUUUUUUAUAUAUAUUGUAUAUGAAAUUGCUAACAAAUGUGAUACCGCUUUCAUAAAAUACGACCUACUUCUUGAUUUUCAAACCAUCCAGUUAUGUAGAUCAACACUGUUUUGUGUCAUUGCUCAGAUUUCAUGCCAUUGCAUUGUAUCUUUUCUCUUGCACUAUUUAUUCUGUAUAGAAAUUAGUGAUAUCAGUGGGUCAAUAAACUGUUUUUCAUGGA